AAAUAAGGAGAAAUGGCGACGGAGCCAGGCAGUGGGUGAGUGAUUUCUGAAGGGGUGGAGGUGUGAAGCGAUUGAUGACCGCGGUCAGCCAUGACACAGCUCCCAAAGGGCUGGGAGGUUGACUUCUCUUCUGGCUCCAGCCGGACUCGGAACGGGAACGUCUGACAUCUACAUCCUCCCACCCGGGUUAGAGGUGAGAGGUCAGAGGCUGCGUCCCCUCUCUGGUGUUGGGACUUGAGAUACUGUGGAAAGCAAUCAGGACCCCGAGCCAAAGACUCAGCUUCCAGCUACUUACGGAGUAAUGGCCCAUCUUUGGAACAAGAUCGGGGAACUACAUUCCAGCCUCAAGCUUCAGCUUAGUUGGAGCUUGAGAUCCUGAGAGUCUCCUGGACAGCAGCCUUGCAGAGAAAGCGUUUUGACCUUGGCAUCUAGACAUCUCCCAUCUCCCCCAUGGCCCUGACAAUGCUGAAUGAGCUCCUGAUUGAGGACCCAAACCCACCUCUGCUGCUGCAUCAGGUUAGCAAGACUGCUCAGUUAGAGACCCUCAACUACCAGAGCUGCUUUAUGCAAAGUGUCUUUGCCCAUUUCCCUGAGAUCUUAUUUAUCCACCGGACCUAUAACCCAGUGGGCAAGGUGCUAUAUACCUUCCUCGUAGAUGGACCUCGGGUGCAGCUGGGGGGUCAUCUCGCCCGGGCAGUCUACUUCGCCAUUCCUGCCAAGGAGGAUGCCGAGGGCCUGGCCCAGAUGUUCCAGGUGUUCAAGAAGUUUAACCCAGCGUGGGAGAGAGUCUGUACCAUCCUGGUAGAUCCCCACUUCCUCCCGCUGCCCACCCUCGCUAUGGAGUUCCCUGCAGCCGAGGUCCUGCUCUCAGCCUUUCACAUCUGUAAGUUCCUCCAGGGCAAGUUCUAUCAGCUGUCCCUGGAACAGCCUGUGGAGAGGGUGCUCCUCACUUCCCUGCAGAGCACGAUGUGCUCAGCCACAGCCGGCAACCUGAGGAAGUUGUAUACACUCCUGAGCAGCUGCAUCCCUCCGGCCCAGCUGCCCGAGCUCCACUCACACUGGCUGCUCAACGACCGCAUCUGGCUGGCCCACCGCUGGAGAAGCCGAGCUGAGAGCAGCCGCUACUUCCAGGGCCUGGAGGUCACCACCCGCGUCCUCAGCCAGUUCUUCGGCACCACCCCCUCUGUGGAACAAGGCAUGGCCUCUCUGCUCCGAUACAUGCAGCAGAACGCGGGAGACGAGGCAAGCUUCAGCCCGGGCCUGAGUGCCCAGAACAAUCACGCCCCCUUAGACAUCAGCCCCGAAAGCCCCAAAGUGGAGCAGCUGGUAGAAGCCCGCAUCCAGCACUCUCUCAAUGCCAUCUGCACGGGGCCGGCAGCCCAGCUCUGUCUGGGUGAGCUCGCUGUGGUCCAGAAAUCUGUGCACCUCAUCGGCUCCGGCUCAGAAAAGGUGAACAUCCAGAUCCUGGAGGACACCCACAGGGUGCAGCCCCAGCCCCCUGCCAGCUGCAGCUGCUACUUUCACCAGGCCUUCCACCUGCCCUGCCGCCACAUCCUGGCCAUGCUCAGUGCCCAACACCAGGUGCUCCAGCCCGACAUGCUGCCAGCCCAGUGGACAGCAGGCUGUGCUGCCAGUCUAGACAACAUCCUGGGCAGCAAGUGGAGUGAGACGUUGGAUAAGCACUUGGCCGUGGCUCUCCUCACUGAGGAGGUGGGGCAGCUCCUGCAGCAGUGCAGCCAGGAGGAGUUUGAACGGAGGUACAGCACCCUGCGGGAGCUGGCCGACAGCUGGAUCGGCCCUUAUGAGCAGGUCCAGCUCUGAUUACCCUCCAUGCCCAGAGAUGCUCAUGUACACAUACACGCUCACACUAUUGUAUUUCCAUGGGCCCUCCUUCCAGGAAAGGACAGGGGUCUUCUAUUCUGCCACAGCUUGUUACCUAAAAUGUAUCUAGUUCCUAAGACAGGAGUCAGCAAACCUUUUCUGUAAAGGGCCUGGAAGUAAAUAUUUUAGACUUUGCUGGCCACAGUCUCUGUUGUAUAUUCUUGGUUUGGUUUUGUUCGGCAGCCUUUUCAAAAGGUUAAAAACCAUUCUUAGCUCAAGGGCCUUAGAAACAGGUGGUCCUGCUUCUAGGAUAAGACACUGGGUAGAGAUCAAGGGCAGGGGCUUGGUAACAGCUUCCCCAGUCAUUAGAUGACUCGCCUGACCCACAGGGGAGAGGAGGUAGAUCCCAGCUUUUGCCCUCUAGGCCCCACCCGGAGGUCAUUAAAGUCAAAUGUUGCCUAUUCCAGCACUCAUCUAGUUUUUUGUCUUCUAGAAGGCAGUAGAGCAAGUAUUGUGGAAAGAAUAGACGUUGGAGUCCGACACUACGUACAAAUCCCGGUUCUUUCUCUGCCUGAUUUUUUACUAGCUCUGGGAUAUCAGGCAAGUCACCUCUCAAAGGGCUCAAUCUGUUCAUCUGUAAAAAUGGAGAUCCUCACAGCAUUGGUAAGAUUAAAGGAGAGCCUGCAUAUAAUGGGCCCAUGACCGGUGGGCGCUCAAGUAACUGUUCAUUUUCCUUGCCUCUGGUCUCAUCACUUGAUCUCAGCUGGCUGGGAAAUGUAAGGCAAGAGGAAAAUUCACAUUGCCUAGGACUUUGUAUAAGAAAUCUUGAUCGAGGGGCGCCUGGGUGGCACAGCGGUUAAGCGUCUGCCUUCAGCUCAGGGCGUGAUCCCAGCGUUAUGGGAUCGAGCCCCACAUCAGGCUCCUCCGCUAUGAGCCUGCUUCUUCCUCUCCCAC
This is a messenger RNA of Ailuropoda melanoleuca (giant panda), 2775 nucleotides long. RefSeq names its product zinc finger SWIM-type containing 1 (gene ZSWIM1). Bases 451 to 1821 code for a protein of 456 amino acids. Lineage: Eukaryota; Metazoa; Chordata; Mammalia; Carnivora; Ursidae. Gene Ontology annotation, molecular function: zinc ion binding. The record is from RefSeq and is a predicted model, not a curated record. The transcript is spliced from 2 exons.